Maudiozyma saulgeensis is the source of this 303-nucleotide messenger RNA. The record is from the annotation of a GenBank genome assembly. Lineage: Eukaryota; Fungi; Ascomycota; Saccharomycetes; Saccharomycetales; Saccharomycetaceae.
AUGGCUGUCAAGACUGGUAUUGCUGUUGGUUUAAACAAAGGUAAACAAGUUACUUCAAUGACCCCAACUUCCAAAAUUUCAUAUAAGAAAGGUACAUCAUCUAAUAGAACAAAAUUUGUUCGUUCUUUAGUUAGAGAAAUUGCUGGAUUAGCACCAUAUGAAAGAAGAUUAAUUGAUGUUUUAAGAAAUACUGGUGAAAAGAAAGCCAAGAAAGUUGCUAAGAAGAGAUUAGGUACUUUAAAGAGAGCUAAAGCUAAAGUUGAAGAAAUGAACAAUAUCAUUGCUGCUUCUCGUCGUCAUUAA